UUUGUGUUCUGUCCAUUCCCAGCAAAAGUUCGGCUGCAUAGCCCUUCAGUUCCUCCUCCACGCGGUUGCUCAGGGCCAUGUUGACGAUGUUUGAGAUCACUCUCGGAAACUGGCCUCCAGUGGCGCGGCUCUUGCAGGAGAAGGUAAGCCCGUACUUUGUGAUCUUCAGCAUUGGGCACAAGAUCAUUUUUGGUUUUGCUUGCUUGGCCGUCAUCAACGGUGUAUUCAUGCAAGAGACCUUCAAGGUUGCCCAGCAAGACGACCAGAUCAUGCUCAGGACCGUGGAGACCAAACGACAAGCACACAGGAGAAAGAUGCAGAUGUUCUUCCAACAUGCAAAUGACGAUGAUGAUAACAUCCUGUCGAUCGAGGAAUGGAAGGAAGUCAUCAACGAGGAGAAGGUCAAGCAUUGGUUUGCGGCACAAGGGCUCAGCAUCUCCGACCCUGAACUGCUUUGGAAGAUCUUGGACACUUCUGGAGAUCGCCAAUUGGAUCUAGAGGAGCUCAUCCAAGGAACCGCGCGCUUGCAAGGCUUUGCAAAAAGCUUGGACUUGGCAGUUCUGACUUUGGAGCAACGCAGUCUUCAGACACAGGCGAAGGAGAUCCGCCAGUCUGUGGAGAUGAUCAGGCAGCAAGUGGGUAUGCUGUUAAGGACAAGUAUCGACGCCAGCAGCACGCCUGGGGUGAGGUGUUGAGUGAGUCAUCACAUAAAAGCCCGGAGGUUGGACAAAAUACCAAAAGCACCAAAAGCGCCUUUCCAGGUGCCCAAUUUGGGGACAAAAACCUCGAGG
Molecule: messenger RNA, 791 nt
Organism: Durusdinium trenchii
Lineage: Eukaryota; Dinophyceae; Suessiales; Symbiodiniaceae
Source: the annotation of a GenBank genome assembly